Beta vulgaris subsp. vulgaris (sugar beet) is the source of this 765-nucleotide messenger RNA. RefSeq names its product 30S ribosomal protein S20, chloroplastic. The transcript has 3 exons. Gene Ontology annotation, molecular function: structural constituent of ribosome; small ribosomal subunit rRNA binding. The record is from RefSeq and is a predicted model, not a curated record. Bases 91 to 648 code for a protein of 185 amino acids. Gene Ontology annotation, cellular component: small ribosomal subunit; ribosome. Lineage: Eukaryota; Viridiplantae; Streptophyta; Magnoliopsida; Caryophyllales; Amaranthaceae. Gene Ontology annotation, biological process: translation.
AGCGGAUAAGAAAAGAAAACCUCCAAUUUUGCCUAUACUACUCCAUUAAAUCCACCAGACACAGAGGAAACAGAUAGAGAACGAAGAGAUAUGGCUGCCAUAAGCAUGGCUUGCGUUUCUUCUCAAUGCUUAUCCCUUUCUUCCAAACUCCAAAACCUCACUCUUUCUUCUCCUUCCACUCAAUUACCCAAUUCAGCCCUUAAACCUCUCUCUUUCUCCGCUAACUUUUCGCAGUCUGUUCUUUCUCAAGGAUGCUCUUCUUUUAGCACAUUCCAGCGACGUACCUUUUCAGUGGUUUGUGAGGCGGCCCCACAAAAGACGGCUGAUUCUGCAGCUAAAAGAGCACGCCAAGCAGAGACUCGGCGUCUCAGGAACAAAGCCCGCAAAUCUGAGGUUAAGACUCGCAUGAGAAAGGUUUUCGAAGCAUUAGAUGUGCUGAAGAAGAAGACUGGUCCAGCCCCUGAAGAACUUGUACCGAUAGACAAUUUACUUGCUGAAGCCUAUUCUGCUAUUGACAAGGCAGUGGUGAAGGGUAGUCUACACCGGAACACAGCUGCACGCCGUAAAUCUCGGCUGGCUAGAAACAAGAAGGUUGUGGAGAUCCACCACGGGUGGUACACACCAGUCCCAGCACCAACUACUGUCUAGUCUGCCUUUUGAAUGUAAUUAGAAUUUGAGUUAUAUGACCUUAAAAUCACUUGAUGUUGUAAUGUUGUAGCCCUCAAUAUCAUUUUUGCAACGCUAUUAUAGUCAUUUGGUAACCAA